CUUGCUGGGGCGAACCGGCAGCAGUUGCAGUCAUUCGGAAACAAAAGGUUCAGUUGUCCUGACUCAGGAUGUGAGAUUUGCUCACAAAACUGGGGCUUGGGAGCUUGGCCAGGCUGGAUAAGAUCUGGAGCAUGGGCAGGACCCAGCCUUUGGGAUCAGUAUUAGUCCAGCAGGAAUUCAAGGGUUUAGGAGGAAUUUUUCUGCCUGAUGUUAAGAAUGCAGUGGGAAGCAAAGAAACUGCCAGCAGGUAUUUUUCUCUCCUCCCUGGAGUUGGCUCUUGUUCACCUGCUCUCACUUUUGCCAAGCAGAACCUGCCUCUUGGGUAGAAGGGAGUGUUAGGGUGUCCUAGACCAUGAGAAGACAGCUACAUCCUUGUGCAACCAUCUCCCUCUGUAUUUGGGUCUCAAAAAUGAAAGACGAGUGCCUCAGCUCGUACUAUCCUUAGAGGACGGUGCUGAGCUGCAGCAAAUGUCUGGGAGCUGCACUGGAGAGUGGCAGCCCUGGGAAACGUGUGCUAGAGCAGGCGAGUGGAUGUCGUGUCCAAAGCCCCUGUUUCUGCCUGGAGCAUCCCCUGGGGUGGUAGGGAUGGAGAAGCUCCCGUAGGGUGGCGGAGCAGCCCGGAGUGGGGUCUCGGUGGCUUUCCCCGCCACGCUGUGCCUUGCAACCUCCCUCCCAGACAGAAACCUGCGAUCCCGCAGGGUUCACUGGCCGGGAGCAGCUGCUCUCGUGUCGUGUCAGCUAAAUCACAGCGCUGGCUCCGCUGGCCAGGGAAGCGUCUGUGCAGCUGUCUGGGGAUGUCCAGUCUGAGCCAAACAGAAAGCGAGCAGGGCGAGGAUCCACGGGGAUAUCCUGCUUAGGGCUUAACGCAGGGACAGCUAUGGGAAAGCACAUGGGAGUUUGUGUGUGGAGCCCCGAGCUGUCACCGCUGUGCUUGAACACUGGGUGAGCUGAACAAAGAAUCCGUGCAGAUAAGGAGAGAGGGGACGCGGUGCUCCAAACCCCUGGCACCUGGCUCCAUGGGGCCAGCCAGCCCUGCUCAGAGCGGUACUAUCAAGCUGGAGGACUGUCUCCGAACCUCUUUUUUCCAGUUUCCUCCCAGCUUUUUGCUUUGUGGCUUGUCUCCAGCAGCGUCUCCUGCUCUCCUCUCAGCUCCGGGUUACGCCGAAAGUGGGGUGCAAGGAGGUGGGCGAGGUCUGUGCUAUUUCCUGAUGUCGAAUGUGGGCUGCGCCGGCUGGUGGGUGCCGGGUGCUGCAGCCCUUGUGAAACGCCUCGGGGUGCAGCGAGGACCCCACCACCUGUGGGGGUGCAGCAAGGGGGUGUGUGAGAGCUCAGCACAGCGUGUUCCUGGCUCCCAUCUGCACACCGUGGAUGCCCUCAGCGUGCUGGGCAUCCCAGCCACAGCGAUGGGCUGACCGAGCCACGAGCUCCCCCCUUCUCUUGCCUAAUCCCUGUUGUUGAUAUCAGUGACAGAAAACAAAUUGGCUUCCUUUCGUUACCAAGUUAAGUGAGUUUUCUGGCAAAUCUUAAAGCAGACAAUAGCUGGCAAGGCUGGCCCUGUGCCCCCUGCCUGGGAGGCUUGCUGGCAGCUCUUGGGGCAGGCAGUCGCGGCUCAGCCUCGUGCCCGUGGCUGCUCCCUGCCUAUUGUCAGGCAGACCCACGAUGCUGGCACAGCCCAGGGGAGCAGCAAUGAACUCCACCAGCAGCCUUUUCAGAAAGACCCUUUUAUUUGCAUCCAGUGAACACAAGUUUUCAGGCCAGGGAUGGCGGCGUGCCAAGCAUGUGAAAGUUGAAGGCUUGGAGCAGCCUCGAGAGUGAAAGGUUUAAUCACUUGCAGAAAGAGGAUCACGUCUUUAGGCAGAGCCUGCGCUCCCUGGCAGCUGGCCGAGUAGGCGAAAGGUAAAGCCCCGCUCUCCCCGUGGUGCCGGGACUCCAAAAUAAUCGGGCUGCGGAGGGUGAGGGGCAGGCGAUGCAAACAGCCCUGGUGGGGCGUGAGCGCAGCCAGGCACACCCUGCGCUCUGCCAGGACCGUGCUUGUCGCAGGUUGGUGACCUCCAUCGUGCCUGGAGAUCCCUCUGGGGAAAUACUGUGCCAUGCCUGGGGCUGCUCCAGUGAGCCUUGUUGAUUUGAAGCCUUGUUUGGCUAAAUAAAGGGGGAGGGAAAGGAAAACAUCCAGUGCAGCCAGGAGGUCUUGUUGUUCUGCUGGUGCCAUACGGAUGUGCAACGCAAGCUGGAACUAACGAGCAUGUUCCUCAAACAAAGAUUGAGCUGAGGCUGUUCAAGCAGCUGCAUCUCAUUCAGCUGCUCGAAAGUCCCCAUUGCCCCAGGAAAACAGAAGAGAUAAGAGCGCAACGAGCUUGGUCAGAGCCCAGUGAAAAAACCAGCUGGGACAGGGCUGACUUCAGCACGCGGGAGCCACGUGGCGCAGCCGAGCAUCCGCCUGGGCACCGUCCUGCCCGGGCUGGCGAUAGUGUGGGAGAGCAGGCGAGGAGAGCACCGAGGGCUUGCUGCUGCUGGGAGCCUCCGGGACAUCCCUGCUGCCCCUGUGUGAGCUGGGCUCGCCGUGGGGUCAGGGACCACCCUGGGUGGUUCCUUCCCUUUAAGCCCCCUUUGCCUUCCCUGGCUGCUUUUGCCUAGGGAGCGUGCACGUUGGCGAUGUGCUGGGUGUCCCAAAGCUUGGUGCUUUGUGCUUUGAUCCUUUGUGCAAAAAGCUCGCCCUCUGUCCGCGUGCAUGCGGGCUGGACUCUUGUCCUGUGCUGGCACCGGUGGCCUUGGUGGCACCUGGUCCUGCCUUGGCAUCAGCCAGGGACUGAGGGAUGCGAACGGCAGCACUGGGUGUGAGAGGGGGGCCGCCAAGGCGGGGAAAGUUCAUGGCAGGGGGGGAGCGAGAGGGGGAUAAGGGGCUGGAAGUGGGUGAAAGGUGGCGGUGGGUGUCACAUUGCCAUCCCCCGCCCCCCUCCCCGCUGACCUUUCCUCCAGUUCUGGCUCCGUCGCCCCAAUGGGGAUGGGGCCGGGGAUGGGGCUUGGUGCGAUGUCCUGCGGGGCCGCCCUCCCCCUCAGCAGCCCAAAAGGCCCCACUCCCACCCUUUGGCCCCAGACGAAGCCCUGCGGCUCUGAGGGGAGGCUGCUCUCCCUGCCCGGACCCCCGUGAGCUGCUGCUGCUGUGGGGGGAUCCCAAGAGGGGCUGCAGGAGGGGGAUGCCGGUGUUUGGGUCUCCCCAGCCGCCUGCAUUGGGGUCACGCCGGCAGCAGCUGCGAGCCACCCGAACCCACCCCACGUUCAGCCGGGAGCUGCCCCCACAGGCGGGGAACAGAGCGCCUUUGUCUGGGGGUGACAGGGCCGGGGGGCCGGGGGCACCUGUCCCGGCACACAAAGAGCCCCUUGAGCGUGCCGGCACCCCGUGGCUGAAGGCUCUACGCAUCCUCCAGCGGCCUUUCGACUCGGGUUUUGUAACAGAGCUCCCAGAGGACUGCCAGCAGCUCUUCCUGGCCGGGCAGCAAAGCAGCGGCAUCUUCCAGGUGCAGCCCUCGGGGUCUCAGCCCUUCAAAGUCUACUGCGACAUGACUGCAGAAGGUGGCUGGACAGUGAUCCAGAGGCGCACAGAUGGCUCUGUAGACUUUGACCAGCUCUGGGAUGCCUACAAGAACGGCUUUGGAGACCUUCAUGGUGACUUCUGGCUGGGUCUGGAGAAGAUCCAUCACCUCGUCCAGGAGGGAAGGUACAACCUCCUGAUCGAGCUGGAGGACUGGGAGGGAAACUCCCAGGCGGUUCAGUUUGAGUUCAGCCUCGGUGGAGAGAGCACGGCCUACACCCUCAACCUGCUGGGACCUCUGUCUGGAGAACUGGAAAAUGCCAUUGGGGACUUCAGGCAGCUGCCCUUCUCCACUCGGGAUCGUGACCAUGACCUCAAAGCUGACACAAACUGUGCCAAGCACCUCUCAGGUGGCUGGUGGUUCAGCACCUGUGGCCAUGCCAACCUCAACGGGAAGUAUUUCCGCUCCAUCCCUCGCCAGAGGCACGAGCGCAAGCAGGGCAUCUUCUGGAAGACAUGGAAAGGCAGGUACUACCCUCUGAAGUCCACCACCAUGAAAAUCCAACCCACAGCACUGGAAGCAGAGCCCUGAAGCUGCCAUUUCAGACUUGACCUUCUCCGUGGAGCGCAGAUGUGAGCUCCGUCACUUGGUGUUUACAGAAAAAUCAGCUCACCCUCCCCAGGAAGCCCCCAAGGACAGUUUCUCUUUGCUAGCAGCCCUUUAGUGGGCAGGGGCUGUGGCACGGCGCAGCUCCUCACUGCACGUAAAACAGCUCCGUGUCACCAAAAUCCCUGGAUGGGAGCUCCCAGAGCAAGAAGGGAGCUGCCGGCAGGGAGGCCAACCUCCAGAGCAUGCCUGGGGGUCUUCAAGUCAUCUGGUGCUUUCUGUCCCGCCUCAACACUUCCAUGCUGGUUUUGAUGAGCUGGGGUAAAAGGGAGGCAGGGGAAGGGUUUUGCUACCCUGCCCCAAGCCGUUGGGUACUGAGCCUUGCCGCAUCCCACCUCUCACCGUUGUUCCCAAACCAGUUGUACGCACCCCCUGUGAAUUUCCCCCAUUUCCCCCUGGCCCCGUGGGGCAGGAGCCUCUGACAUCUUGAUCUUGCUUCUGCCAUGCAGCCCUGCUCCCGUGACUUCAACCCGCUGGGAAUGUGGGUGUCACUGGGAGGAUGCAGGGCUCCUUUUGGAGAAGGGGACUUUGGGCUCCCUCGCCUCCCCUGUCCCCAAAGCUUUGAAGUCACCAAAAUUUCUGGCUGUGCUGGCAUUUGCUGGGAGCUGGAGAAAACACUCCCAGCUCCAGGAAAGGAGCUCCUGCCUUUGGGGUGGGUGUCAGGAAAGGGGGGCGAAGCAGGUCCCCAAAAACUGUUACGGGCCAAGCUGCCGUCUUGGGACUUCCCAAGCAUCCUGCCCUAUUGAAGUCAUAUUGACUACUGUGCUAGAGCUCCUAGCUGCUAAAUAUUGUACAUAGUCAUUUGUAGGAUGUUGGAUCUUUUUGAUGAGUUUCCUGUUUUAAUUUUGUUUCUGUAUUUAAAUGCAGUGUUAAAAACAAUGUGGUGUAAUUUAUAAAUGUUGGAAAAAAACAAGUGUAGUUUGUGUAUUUUAAACUUUUUUUUUUGUACUAAAAUAUCUUUUCUGAAGAUGUCUUUUAAUAAAAACAAGCCUGUAACUGUC
Anas platyrhynchos (mallard) is the source of this 5197-nucleotide messenger RNA. Lineage: Eukaryota; Metazoa; Chordata; Aves; Anseriformes; Anatidae. The record is from RefSeq and is a predicted model, not a curated record.